GGAAGAUGGCGUCCUCAAUGUCACCGGUGCUCAAGCAGGUGCUGCGGGCGAGGCAGGCGGCGGUGGCCGUGCUCACCCCGACCAGGUCAUUGAACACUUCCACAUGGAGGCUGGCACAGAACCAAACCCAGGACACGCAACUCAUCACCGUGAAUGAAAAAUUGGAUAUUAGCACAGUAACUGGUGUUCCAGAGGAGCAACUCAAAAUUAGAAAAGUCCGCAUUUACGUUCCCGCCAGGAAUGCCAUGCAGUCCGGAGUUCAGAACACUAAGAAAUGGAGACUGGAUUUUGAUACUCGGGAGCGAUGGGAAAAUCCCCUAAUGGGCUGGGCAUCAACUGCCGAUCCUUUAUCUAAUAUGGUUCUGGCCUUCACUUCUAAGGAAGAUGCAGUUGCCUUUGCUGAAAAAAAUGGAUGGAGUUAUGAGCUUGAUGAGAGGAGGAUUCCAAAACUAAAGUCCAAGUCUUAUGGAGCAAACUUUUCUUGGAACAAGCGGACGAGGGUAUCCACAAAAUGAAUUGUUAUUGGCCAUCCGUAAGUCUGACUAUGAGCUAAGUCAGCUGUCCUGUAUUUAUAGAACAAGUAUAAUACAACUCUUAAUCUCCUAAUAAAUAUGACCUUUAAACUACAAA
This is a messenger RNA of Pseudophryne corroboree (corroboree frog), 630 nucleotides long. It is a transcript of the gene NDUFS4, whose product is annotated as NADH:ubiquinone oxidoreductase subunit S4. NCBI's taxonomy places the organism in Eukaryota, Metazoa, Chordata, Amphibia, Anura, Myobatrachidae. The transcript is spliced from 5 exons. Bases 6 to 515 code for a protein of 169 amino acids. Gene Ontology annotation, biological process: electron transport chain. The record is from RefSeq and is a predicted model, not a curated record.